Messenger RNA from Penicillium mononematosum, 1896 nucleotides. RefSeq names its product putative ab-hydrolase associated lipase. The transcript has a single exon. Gene Ontology annotation, biological process: lipid metabolic process. The record is from RefSeq and is a predicted model, not a curated record. NCBI's taxonomy places the organism in Eukaryota, Fungi, Ascomycota, Eurotiomycetes, Eurotiales, Aspergillaceae. The coding region runs from base 1 to 1896 and encodes 631 amino acids.
AUGUCGGUCACAACAAUUCCGCUCGAGCCCCUCAUAACGACCGCACGUGCGGAGACGAGUCACGCCGGCGCGGCCAUGCGACACGCUCAAUCAGACCGAAUACAGCCCGAGAAGGAAGGGAAGGGGAUGGCGGUCGAGGAUAGCAAGGCUGUGUCGCCCACGGGCUUCGCUGGGACAUCAUCGUUUAGAGAAAAACAACCCUCGUCCGGCCUUGAUUUCCUGACUGCAGAACACCCGCUUUUCCCACCGAUGCCAUCGUAUGGGCCUCCGUCUGCCUUGCGCAGAGUCCAAUACUAUAUAUUUAUUGUCGCCUCGUUUUUUCUGUCGCUAUGCUUUCUGGGGGUCAUAUUUGUUGGGGCCCUGGUCCACACAGCCGGAGCCGCAAUUUCGGAAGCCCGUCUGCGAUUUAGCGGAACCAACCCGGACACAAGGAGGGUGUUCUAUACGGAGGAACAGGCGCGCAGGAAGGCACGGGCUAACGCCGAUCGGAGAUGGGCUCUGCGCCAACAAAAGAGGGAUAUGGACGAGGAACAGGGACCAGAAGAAUGCCAAGAAUGUCCGUCGUUGGAAGGAGGAAAGGACCCUAUAGUUGGUGAUGUCGCAUACUAUGCUCGCCGAGUUGGUCUCGAUGUGGAGACAUUCCGUGUCCAGACCGAGGACGGCUUUAUCAUCACCCUAUGGCAUGUGUACGAUCCCCGAGAGUAUGAAGCGUUAUCACCAGAAGAGCGGCGUGAGCGUGGACCCAAUGUUUUCACCAAGCCGAAAAGGCCGAAUCCGGCCCGUUCACAGUCUAACCGUCGGUAUCCCGUUCUGUUGGUCCAUGGGUUGCUGCAAAGCGCUGGUGCAUUCUGUACCAACGACGAGGAUAGUCUGGCAUUUUACCUCUGCAAGUCUGGGUAUGACGUUUGGCUAGGCAAUAACCGCUGUGGGUCACAUCCAGAGCAUAUCACUUUAUCGACCAACGACCCACGUAUGUGGUCUUGGGACAUUCGUCAUCUCGGGACCUUGGACCUUGCAGCACUCACUUCGCGUGUGCUCUACGAGACUGGCUUCGAGAAGUUAGGACUCGUGUGCCACUCCCAAGGAACCACGCAGACCUUCGUUGCUCUAGCCAAGGAACAUCGCCCUGAGUUGGGUGAAUACAUUUCGGUCUUUUGUGCGCUUGCACCGGCUGCAUAUGCCGGGCCCCUUGUCAGCAGACCGUAUUUCCGAUUCAUGAGCCUUCUCUCUCCGUCUAUGUUCCGACUCGUCUUUGGAAUCCACUCGUUCAUUCCGUCCAUGAUGACUGCUCGGCGUCUCCUCCCUCCUAAGAUAUAUGGAACUCUAGCAUAUUGGGUUUUCUCCUUCUUGUUCGACUGGUCCGACACGCGCUGGGAGCGUGAUCUGCGCCAUCGAAUGUUUCAAUUCGCUCCUGUGUACGUCAGCGCCGAAUCGAUGCGCUGGUGGCUGGGAAGCGACAGCUUUGCGAAGCAUAAAUGUAUUUUGUCCACAGAUAACGAGCUGCUCCAGGAGACAAACGCGAACCCGCAUAUGCGAGACCCUGUUUCUGAGCACGGUGACAAUCCCGGAGACGCAUGCUUGGGAAGUCCAGCCCCGAGCCCUUGGUAUGGCCCGAGAACACCUCCAUUUGCAUUCUGGAUCGGAGGCUCCGAUGCUCUUGUUGAUGGUCGCCGGCUUCUGAAUCGCUUCCAAAGUGGCCGCGAGCCUCACGUGAGUCUCGUUCAUUCAAAGGUCAUUGAAGAGUAUGAACAUCUUGAUGUCCUUUGGGCGAUGGAUGCGAUCGAUCAGGUUGGUAGGGAGGUCAACCAGGUCAUUUGGGCAACUAUGCCUGAUGAGGCACGUCAGGUAUGUCGUGCUCCGCGCGGUCUGAACUUAGACAUGGUAGACAGAGGUUAG